Messenger RNA from Trematosphaeria pertusa, 1393 nucleotides. RefSeq names its product S-adenosyl-L-methionine-dependent methyltransferase. The transcript is spliced from 6 exons. The record is from RefSeq and is a predicted model, not a curated record. The coding region runs from base 119 to 1282 and encodes 387 amino acids. Gene Ontology annotation, molecular function: O-methyltransferase activity. NCBI's taxonomy places the organism in Eukaryota, Fungi, Ascomycota, Dothideomycetes, Pleosporales, Trematosphaeriaceae.
CAAUCCUGUGUCCUCUCUUUCCCACCUCUCACCAUUCGGAAAUACCACUUUCCGUAGUCUGUUGAUCCAAGGUAUCAAUGGCUGGUAGUAUGGCGUGAAGUUCUCUUCUGCGGAUCUGAUGAAGUCCUCUUUAGACGCAUCUGCGCCACUUUCACUCCAGAUAUCGGAGAACAAUCUCCAACUGCAGGAAGCCCGCGUCGCCGUUGUCGAGGCAUGCGAGCAACUCAAAGCCCUAAUGAUGGGCCCUCGAGAGCUUCUGGCGGUAAACUGGACGGCGAAUACUAGCCUGAGAGCCAUUCUUCAUUACAAGCUAGACAAAACCUUUCCUGUCGGCGAGGAGUCGUCAUUCGAAGCAUUGGCUGAAGCCUCUGGUCUUAGUUAUCAUGACACCCGCCGGCUAAUCCGACAUGGCAUCUUGAACCACUACCUAUUUCAAGAGCCGUCCCCCGGCGUCAUCACGCAUUCGGCUCUCACGAAGGCCUUGGCCGAAGAUGAUCUCCUGCGCAAUGCCGUCGAAAAUGCGGUAGAAGAAUUCGUUCCGGUGAGCUGUAAACUUGUGGAUGCCAUGGAAAAGUGGCCUGGAUCUGAGGAAAACAACGAGACGGCUUUCUCGCUUGCUAAUGACGGCAAGUCAAGCAUGUGGGACACCUUCCAAACAUAUCCUGAGCGGGCCAACGAUUUUGGAAGGGCGAUGUCACAUUCUUCUGAUUACGACUCUGAACUUCUUCUAUCAAACUUUUCAUGGCCUGGGGAGGGUGUCGUGGUUGAUGUCGGCGGAUCACACGGCAGCGUUGCCGUCGACAUUGCGCGGCGCUUCCCGAAGAUAAGAUGCAUCGUUCAGGACUUACCGGAGGUAGUGAGACAGGGUGCCGCGCGCCUUCCCGACGACUUGAAGAAGAGGGUGCAGUUCAUGGCUCACGACUUCUUCACCCCGCAACCAGUGAAUGCGGAUAUGUACUAUUUUCGCUGGAUCCUGCACAAUUGGAGCGACAAAUACUGUAUCCACAUCCUGAAGAACCUGGUCCCGGCGUUGAAACCUGGCGCCUCAAUCAUAAUCCAUGAACGAGUCCUGCCUACGGACUUUGGGAAAAUUCCCAUUUUAGAUGCUAGGAACAUAAUAAACAUGGAUGUUGGUAUGCAGAUGCUGUUGAAUGCACGACAGCGGGAACUCGACGAGUGGCGAGAACUGUUCGUCCGUGCGGACUCAAGGUUCAGCUUCCGCCGUGCACAUCAACCCCCGAGAGGGAGGCUAUGGAUCAUGGAGGUCGUGUGGCAAGGUUGAGGGAGCUCGUCUUGGACCAAACGACCGUGCUGGGGGUUCCACUUUACCUCGCGCGCAGCCAUCGUCGCAGAAUCGACAUGAUGCUUCUCCGCACCUGCGGAGGUUAUCGCU